UUAAUUGUAGGCUAUCUAGUGCUAGUUUGACAGUAGUAGAAUUGACGUACUUUUUCUCAAUUAAUAAAUACAAAAAUUGAAAUAUAAAUUUGUAAUAUUUGUAAUAAUAUUAUGGAUAUUUUAGAUUUUUUAUAUUGACAUUAAAGUUGCAAGUUAUAGAUAGACAAACAUUUUACUUAUGUGUAUUGUCUUGGUUGUAUUGUUGACAGUUCUAAAUUUAUAAUUUUUAAAAAACUAUUCAACUAUUUGCCAAGGUUUAAUAGGAGACUGUAUAAAAAGUGUCAUGUCUUUAUCAUCCAGUAGCGUGGUUGUUGAUGAAGAGGAGUUUUUUGAUGAAGGAUCAAGUACUUUACACAUACCGCAAGAGGUUAUGAAAGCAAUUGACCAGGUUAUACCAAGCAAUGAUCCUCUUGAUGACCCAGAAUUCAACUCUGUCAACUACAUCAACUCAAUAUUUCCGACAGAACAAUCUCUGUCCAACAUAGACGAUGUUAUUGCUCAGUUGGAGUGUACCAUCCACAAUAUUGAUGACCAGAUAAGAACAGUUGUUCGGGUACAAACCAACGUUGGCAAGGACGGACGGGAUGCCUUGCUGGACGCCCAACACGUCAUAAGGCAGCUCUUCCUUCAGACCUUGGAGAUCAAGACGAAAGCAGAGCAGUCGGAAGAGAUGGUGAAAGAGAUUACAAGAGACAUCAAACAGCUGGACUGUGCCAAGCGUAAUCUCACCACAGCCAUCACAACUCUGAACCACCUGCAUAUGCUUGUGGGUGGGGUAGAUACGCUCAAGAUUUUGACAGGUAAACGUCAGUACGGAGAGAUCGUGAUGCCAUUGCAGGGGAUCAUCGAAGUGAUGAAAAAUUUCCACAACUACACAGACAUUCCACAGAUAAAGAAAUUGGCUGAUGAGGUUCAUGAGAUCCAAAAUGCUUUGUCUCAACAAAUAACACAGGACUUUCACGAAGCAUUGACUGGUGCAAAUGCGAAAAAUUUCACACCCACGAGGAACCUGGCCGAAGCCUGUCUUGUUAUCGACAUAUUGGACCCAAAAGUCAAGCGAGAACUUCUGAAGUGGUUUGUGGGAGUACAGCUGAGUGAAUAUCUCGUCCUAUUCAAUGAUAGCGAGGACAAUGCGUGGCUGGACAAAAUCGAUCGGAGGUACACUUGGUUCAAAAAACACUUACUACAGUGCGAAGACAAGUUUGGCGCCAUGUUCCCACCACAUUGGAAUGUCUCCGAGAGGAUAACUGUCAAAUUUUGUCAGAUAACAAAAGCUGAACUGACAAAAAUAAUGGCUAAGCGUACAAAGGAGAUUGAUGUAAAAUUACUGCUGUACGCGAUACAGAGAACAAACAGCCUUGAGCAACUGUUAGCUGUGAGGUUCACAGGCAACACUAUUUUAGAAGACAGUGGAGUACCAGCCACACCAAACAAGCCAGAAGAGCAGAGGCCUAUGAAGCGCAAGCCAGCUGUUAACAACAACAACCCCUCCGGGAACGUGUUUGCUGAUGAACAGGUUGGAGACACUGGAGGAGCCAAGGGUGCGGCGGAGGAGAGCUCGUCUCCCUUCAAUGGCAUCAUCGGAGAGUGUUUCCUGCCUUAUUUGUAUAUCUAUAUUGAAAGUUUAGACAGGAAUUUGUAUGAAUUGAUGGAGAAGUUUAUGUCAGAGUCGAAGAAGGAUUUAAGCAACGAGCAACCAGUGAGUGCGGCAGUGCAUGGAGUGCUGCCAUCUUGUGCUGAUCUUUUCGUGUUCUACAAGAAGUUCCUUGUGCAGUGCAACCAGCUGAGCAACGGCCCUCCUAUGCUCAGCUUGUCCAACACAUUCGAGAAGUACCUCAGAGAGUACGCAGUCAAAAUCCUUCAGAACAACUUGCCAAAGCUGGGAGGCUCCACCAAUACCAGUUCUCUCUCUGCCAGCAUGACCAACAUUACACGGGAUCUGCGGGAUAUAUCCUCUGCCUCCAGCAUCAUCCAAAACUUCUUAAAGGAAGGAGAAGUUGCGAGGUUUUCCAAAGCAGAAAUAGCCAGAAUCUGCUGUAUCUUGACAACGGCUGAAUACUGCCUCGAGACGACUCAACAAUUAGAGGAGAAACUCAAGGAGAAAGUGGAACCGUCUUUGGCUGAUAAAAUUAAUCUGUCCCAAGAACAAGAUAUUUUUCACAGUGUUAUAUCCAACUGUAUUCAACUUCUUGUCCAAGACUUGGAAAUGGCGUGCGAACCAGCAUUGAGUGCUAUGAGUAAAAUUCAGUGGCAAACGAAAGAGUCGGUCGGAGAUCAGAGUGCGUACGUUACUGCGAUCACAUCUCACCUCAAGGCCUCUAUACCCUUCAUCAAGGACAGUUUGUCUUCCUCUCGCAAAUACUUCACUCAGUUCUGUGUCAGAUUUGCCAACUCGUUUAUCCCCAAGUUCAUCCAAAGUCUGUACAAGUGCAAGCCGCUAAGCACGGUGGGAGCAGAACAGCUGCUGCUGGACACUCACAUGUUGAAGACUGCUCUGUUGGAUUUGCCCUCCAUCGGCUCCCAGGUGUCACGCAAAGCUCCGGCCAGCUAUACCAAAGUGGUGGUGAAAGGCAUGACCAGAGGGGAAAUGAUACUGAAAGUCGUGAUGGCACCAAUUGAACCAGAGAGUUCUUUUGUGGACCAGUUCCUCAAACUGCUGCCAGAAUCUGACAUCCAAGAAUUCCAAAAAGUUCUGGAGAUGAAGGGCUUGAAAACAACAGAAAAAAACCACUUAAUGUCCAUAUUCCGCCCAAGAAACUCCUCCGGGUUUGUGACAGGUUCUGCUUCGUCAAACAGUCCCAAACACGACACCAGUAGUAUUCGUAAGCUAAAUAAUCUGAUAAAGAAGAAUUUUGUUGUUGGUAGCAGUGAGUAGUUAUCAGACUUCUCUAGAAACUUAUGUAUUUAAUGUAUAUUGUACAUAUAGAUAAAAUAUAUUACGUAUAUUUUUUAUUCAAAUAGUUAUUUAAGCAGAAUUUUUAUGUUCUAUCAUACUAUCAGAGACCUUUACAUUUUGACAGUGAAGGCACGUGUUACGUGGAACUGAUCUAUGGUAUAUAACUGCUCCGAAGACCUAUAUUUCUACGAGCAUUGAAUGGCUAAAGCUGUUUUAAUACUUUUUGAAUAUAGUUUGUGUACAAAUAUUUUAAACACAACAGCACUGAAUUUCUCUAUUGUAAUAAUUUUACAUAAUAAAUUUAAGUUUAAUUUAUUUUUUAAUUAAAGAGUGAUUAAUAUUCACUUUUAAAAGUGUUGUUUUAAUAUUUGAUAGUGUUUUUGCUAGAUUUAUUACUAUUAUGGUACCUACUGUAUUGUGUAUUUUCAUGUUUUGUUUUUAUUUUUAUUUUGUUUUUAUUUUUAUUUUGUUUUACAUUGUUUAUUUAGAAAAACACAAUCUGUCAUCUGUGAUUAAAUAUUUCUAACCAAUCAAAUUACUUAUUCAUAGAAAAAUAUUUGAGCAAAAGUUUCAAUCAUAACAAAAUAAUUAUUAAGGUAUAUUAAUCUGUACAUCCUGAUUAAAAACAGUUAGUCUGUGAAAUUAUACAAUUAUAUUAGUGAAUUUAUCUUAAUGCUAAUUAAGCCUUUGUUCUUACUAGUCAUUAAGAAGGAAUAAAAGUGAACAAUUCAAAACUCUGAAUCAACACACAUUAUAUUUUAUUAUAGUACGUAUUCAAGAAAAGUUAAGUAAAUUUUGAAUUGUAAAAUAUUUAUACUAUUUCAAAUUGUUGAUUCACACCUGACGAUGGAAUCUUUGAUGUCGAA
Messenger RNA from Homalodisca vitripennis (glassy-winged sharpshooter), 3762 nucleotides. It is a transcript of the gene Vps53, whose product is annotated as vacuolar protein sorting-associated protein 53 homolog. The transcript has 16 exons. Lineage: Eukaryota; Metazoa; Arthropoda; Insecta; Hemiptera; Cicadellidae. Bases 284 to 2875 code for a protein of 863 amino acids. The record is from RefSeq and is a predicted model, not a curated record. Gene Ontology annotation, biological process: retrograde transport, endosome to Golgi. Gene Ontology annotation, cellular component: GARP complex.